GGAUGCGGCCGGCGGCCGCUGACCACCCCGAUCCCGCUAUAAAUACGUUCGUCACCGCUUGUCCGAACGUCAGUCCUGUUUGCGACACGUUUGCCGAUCUACAAAACCAUAUUAAGUGGAAAAUGGCUAUCAAGUUAAUAAUCCUGGCUGCAGCGGUGCUCGCGGUAUGCAGAGGCGCGGCCGUGCCAUCGCCAGCUCUACCGGCCAUCCCAGCUGUUGCAACUGGCCCAAGCGGCCCGGCUAUACCAGCUAUUCCUGCGACCCUGGCCGCGCAGCCUUUUCCAGUUGCUGCGAUCGACGCCACGAGUUACGACCCUCAUCCCCAGUACACUUACGCCUACGACGUCCAGGAUACGCUGACCGGCGACGCGAAGAGCCAGCAUGAGAGCAGGGACGGUGACAUCGUCAGCGGCAGUUACAGCCUUAUCGAAGCCGACGGCACCAGGCGAAUCGUCGAGUACACGGCCGACCCCGUGAACGGAUUCAACGCCGUGGUCCGUCGGGAGCCCCUGGCGGUGGUGAAACCUGUUGUCAAGGUCGCGCCGCCGCCGCCGCCGCCGCUCGUUUAUCAGCUCUGAAGGAUGUGAAUGAUGAUUAUCCGCGAUGAUCCCCGAGACGAGAACUAGUCACGCUAUAAAUAAUGUAUCGAUGUUACUGCAAUGAAUCGUU
This is a messenger RNA of Wasmannia auropunctata (little fire ant), 669 nucleotides long. Its product is annotated as larval cuticle protein A2B-like. Gene Ontology annotation, cellular component: extracellular matrix. NCBI's taxonomy places the organism in Eukaryota, Metazoa, Arthropoda, Insecta, Hymenoptera, Formicidae. The transcript is spliced from 2 exons. The coding region runs from base 3 to 578 and encodes 191 amino acids. The record is from RefSeq and is a predicted model, not a curated record.